AGUUAUUUACAGUGGUUCGUUGGGUGGCAGACAAAGAAGGAUUGCGUCCCCGACCCUGGAGUUUCAUUAUCAUUGGGCAAGGGACCCGAUUUAUUCAUAUGUAUAAACGACAUAGGAGGAUUUGCCAUUACAGAUUAUUAUUUGCACCAUCGGAAAUGCAUGCAUUCGUCGAUUCAAUCAUUUCUUCCACACUUUUAUAAUAAAUCUCUCCUCCGUGUACGUCGAAUCCUGAACUCAUGUGAUACAUGAUCCGUCUUAAUUUAACAAAUAUUUACGACGAGCUUGUCCAGCUCGAUACAGAUUUUAAAGUGAUUUAUUUGUGGGAGGAAGCAGAAGGUGUGAGUUAGUGAAUUGUGUAAAUUAGCUCUACACACAUAUGACUGUUGAUAAAUAUCGCUAUUUCAAUAUUGGUGGUCAAUAAGAACACAAAAGUGUCCAAAAAAUGAGCAGCCCAUGUGCUGCCGACACUUCCUCUACUCAGGCCUUCACUUCUUAUCCAUCAUAUCCCCUUAUUCCACAUCACCGCCAAGAACGCCAUGCAUUUUUCGGAGUUGCAUUGGCAUCAGUGGAUCAAGAUUCCGGAUUCUUUGACAAGAACGAGGACUUGAAUGGAGUCUCCUCAAAUUCGGUGUCGCCGGUUGAUAUGAAACCACUCCUUCUUGACCAACACUCAUCCAUCGACAACAGUAACGCAGGAAAUCUUGCAAUCUACAAUAAUCGUCUCAACCUCCUCCAUGUGGAGCGUUUGGACAUUAAAAGAUACUCACAAUCAGUUGAACCACUCGGACCUCAAGAACCUGCAAUUAAACGAUUCCGAGGGAGCGGUGUCCUCUCCCUGAGAGAAAUUCCCUCGUGGAAUAUUUACUUUCAUGAUCAGAGGCGUCAGCUUGCAAAAUUCUCGGACACGAAUAAAGGAUAUCAAAGAGAUCCUUUCUUGAACAAGCGCGUUUCACUUUCGUUUUACAAAAAUGUUCUAGUCAAACUUGAUGUAGAUGCGGUGGUGGCUCCAACAACUGAAUUAUAUUCAGCGGACACGGGAGUUGCGAAAUUAUUGCACGACGAGGCCGGAAGAGAUCUGAAAGAGAAAUGCAGUCAACUCCCGAAAUGCGAAGUGGGCAGUGUUGAAAUUACAGAUGGAUGCAUGCUUCCUGCGAAAUUUAUAUUUCACGUAAAUGGACCCGACAUUCAUACCGAGCCGUACACAUAUCAGGAGAUUCUUCACCGGUGUUACGAAAAUUGUCUCAAUUUGUUAGUUCAGCAUCAACUCAGAACAAUUGCAUUUCCUUGUAUAAGCACCGGGUCAAGGAAAGGAAUCCCUAAGUCAGCUGCAGCUGAAGUUGCCCUCAGCACCGUGCGUCGGUUUCUGGAGCAGCAUAGCGAUAAAGUUGACCGAGUGGUGUUUUGUCUGCAUAACAAAAAGGAUAUUGACAUUUAUCUUCGACUCAUGCAAAUUUUUUUCCCAGUUGAAUAACAUGGCAAAAAUGGGUCACUGUAACACGAAUUUGUUACUACUAAUAUUUUUACUACACAGAAUAAAUUGGAAAUUGUUUACAUAUUUUCGUCAUAAAAACAA
Folsomia candida is the source of this 1573-nucleotide messenger RNA. RefSeq names its product ADP-ribose glycohydrolase MACROD1. Gene Ontology annotation, biological process: peptidyl-glutamate ADP-deribosylation; purine nucleoside metabolic process; DNA damage response. The record is from RefSeq and is a predicted model, not a curated record. Gene Ontology annotation, cellular component: nucleoplasm. NCBI's taxonomy places the organism in Eukaryota, Metazoa, Arthropoda, Collembola, Entomobryomorpha, Isotomidae. Bases 443 to 1471 code for a protein of 342 amino acids. The transcript is spliced from 7 exons. Gene Ontology annotation, molecular function: ADP-ribosylglutamate-[protein] hydrolase activity.